This is a messenger RNA of Orycteropus afer afer, 8760 nucleotides long. The record is from RefSeq and is a predicted model, not a curated record. Lineage: Eukaryota; Metazoa; Chordata; Mammalia; Tubulidentata; Orycteropodidae.
AUGGCCACCCUGGAAAAGCUAAUGAAGGCUUUCGAGUCCCUCAAGUCCUUCCAGCAGCAGCAGCAGCAGCAGCAGCCUCCGCCGCCGCCUCAGCCUCCUCAAAAGAAAGAACUCUUAAACACCAAGAAAGACCGUGUGAGUCACUGUCUGACAAUAUGUGAAAACAUGGUGGCACAGUCGCUCAGAAAUUCUCCAGAAUUUCAGAAGCUUCUGGGUAUCGCUAUGGAACUCUUCCUGCUGUGCAGUGAUGAUGCGGAGUCGGACGUCCGGAUGGUGGCUGACGAAUGCCUCAACAAAGUCAUCAAGGCUCUGAUGGAUUCUAACCUUCCGAGGUUACAGUUGGAACUCUACAAGGAGAUUAAAAAGAACGGAGCUCCUCGGAGUCUGCGUGCGGCCCUUUGGAGGUUUGCUGAGCUGGCUCACCUGGUUCGGCCACAGAAAUGCAGGCCUUACCUGGUAAACCUGUUGCCUUGCCUGACUCGAAUCAGCAAGAGGCCUGAGGAGUCUGUUCAGGAGACCCUGGCUGCAGCUAUUCCCAAGAUCAUGGCUUCCUUUGGCAAUUUUGCAAACGACAAUGAAAUUAAGGCUUUGCUCAAGGCUUUCAUAGCGAAUCUGAAGUCGGGCUCCCCAACCAUCCGACGGACGGCAGCUGGGUCGGCGGUGAGCGUGUGCCAGCACUCUAGGAGGACACAGUAUUUCUACAGCUGGCUGUUGAGUGUGCUCCUAGGUUUGCUUAUUCCUGUGGAGGAUGAGCACCCCACCCUGCUCAUCCUUGGAGUGCUGCUCACCUUGAGGUAUCUGGUGCCUUUGCUGCAGCAGCAGGUCAAGGACACGAGCCUGAAAGGGAGCUUUGGGGUGACACGGAAAGAAAUGGAAGUGUGUCCUUCCACGGAGCAGCUUGUCCAGGUCUACGAGCUGGCUCUGCAUCACACGCAGCACCCAGACCACAACGUCGUCACCGGGGCAUUGGAGCUGCUGCAGCAGCUUCUCAGGACCCCUCCCCCCGAGCUCCUCCAGGUGCUGACCACGGCGGGCGGCAUCGCACGGCUGGGCGUGGCCAGAGACGAGCCAGGCUGCCGGAGCCGCAGCGGGAGCAUCGUGGAGCUCCUAGCUGGAGGGGGUACUUCCUGCAGCCCUGUCCUUCCAAGAAAACAAAAAGGCAGAGUGCUGGUGGGGGAAGAGGAGGCCCUGGAGGAUGACUCCGAGUCGCGGUCAGAUGUCAGCAGCUCCGCCUUUGCAGCCUCUGUGAAGGGUGAGAUCGCGGGUGAGUUGGCUGCGUCUUCGGGGGUUUCGACUCCUGGGUCUGCGAGCUCAGCCGCCGACUCCACAGGUCACGAUAUCAUUACCGAACAGCCCCGGUCACAGCACACUCUGCAGUCGGACUCUGUGGACCUGGCCAGCUGUGACCUGGCGAGUGCUGCCACCGAGGGGGAUGAGGAGGACAUCCUGAGCCACAGCUCCAGCCAGAUCAGCACUGUCCCGUCUGACCCUGCAAUGGACUUGAAUGAUGGGACCCAGGCCUCCUCCCCCAUCAGCGAUAGCUCCCAGACCACAACCGAAGGGCCUGACUCAGCCGUGACCCCAUCGGACAGUUCUGAAAUUGUGUUAGAUGGUACCAACAGCCAGUACUCGGGAAUGCACAUUGGACAGCUGCAGGACGAAGAUGAGGAAGCCGCCGGUGUUCUUCCUGAUGAGGCCACUGACACCUUCGGAAACUCUCCUGUCGCUCACCAACACGCACAUUUCCUGGAGAGCAGGCCGUCUUUGGACAGCAGUGUGGAUAAAUUUCCAUCCAGAGAUGAGGCUGCUGAGCUGGGUGACCAGGACAACAAGCCUUGCAGAGUCAAAGGUGACAUAGGACAGUCUACUGAUGAAGAUGCCGCGCCUCUUGUCCAUUGUGUCCGCCUCAUAUCGGCUUCGUUUUUGCUAACUGGGGAAAAGAAUGCACUGGUUCCGGAUCGGGACGUCAGGGUGAGUGUGAAGGCGCUGGCGGUCAGCUGUGUCGGAGCAGCUGUGGCCUUGCACCCGGAAUCUUUCUUCAGCAAACUCUACAAAGUACCUCUGGACACCACGGACUACCCUGAGGGACAGUAUGUGUCGGACAUCCUCAACUACAUCGAUCACGGAGACCCGCAGGUCCGAGGGGCCACUGCCAUCCUGUGCGGGACCCUCAUCUACUCCAUCCUCAGCCGAGCCCGCUUCCACGUGGGCGACUGGCUGGGUACCCUGCGAAGCCUGACAGGAAACACGUUCUCGCUGGCGGACUGCGUUCCUUUGCUGCAGAAAACCUUGAAAGACGAGUCUUCAGUUACUUGCAAGUUGGCCUGUACGGCUGUGCGGCUCUGUGUCAUGAGCCUGUGCAGCAGCAGCUACAGCGAGUUGGGACUGCAGCUGGUCAUCGACAUGCUGCCUCUGCGGAGCAGCUCCUACUGGCUGGUGAGGACAGAGCUCCUGGAAACGCUGGCAGAGAUUGACUUCAGGUUGGUGAGCUUUCUGGAGGCAAAAGCAGAAAACUUGCACAGAGGGGCUCAUCAUUACACAGGGCUUUUAAAAUUACAAGACCGAGUGCUCAAUCACGUGGUCAUUGGUUUGCUUGGGGACGAAGACCCCAGGGUGAGGCAUGUGGCCGCUGCGUCGUUGAUGAGGCUUGUCCCCAAGCUGUUUUAUAAGUGUGACCAAGGACAGGCCGACCCGGUGGUGGCUGUGGCGAGGGAGCAGAGCAGCGUGUACCUGAAGCUCCUAAUGCACGAGAUGCGGCCGCCGUCCCACUUCUCCGUCAGCACCAUCACCAGAAUAUAUAGAGGCUAUAACUUACUGCCAAGCAUGACGGACGUCACGCUGGAAAACAACCUCUCGAGAGUCGUCGCCGCUGUCUCACACGAGCUCAUCACGUCAACGACACGGGCGCUCACAUUUGGAUGCUGUGAAGCUCUCUGUCUUCUAUCAACGGCCUUCCCAGUUUGCAUUUGGAGUUUGGGUUGGCACUGCGGAGUCCCCCCGCUGAUUGCCUCUGACGACUCCAGAAAGAGCUGCACUGUGGGCAUGGCUGCCAUGGUCCUCACCCUGCUUUCCUCAGCCUGGUUCCCCCUGGACCUCUCUGCUCAUCAGGACGCCCUCACGUUGGCUGGGAACUUGCUCGCAGCCAGUGCCCCCAGAUCUCUGAGGAGCUCCUGGGCCCCUGACGAAGAAGCCAGCCCAGCAGCCACCAAACAGGAGGAGGUGUGGCCGGCCCUGGGAGACCGGACCCUGGUCCCCAUGGUGGAGCAGCUCUUCUGUCACCUGCUGAAGGUGAUCAAUGUCUGUGCCCACGUCUUGGACGAUGUGGCCCCCGGGCCUGCAGCAAAGGCAGCCCUGCCUUCUCUAACCAACCCCCCUUCUCUAAGUCCGAUCCGACGGAAGGGGAAGGAGAAAGAAGCAGGGGAGCAGGCCUCUGUGCCAUUGAGCCCAAAGAAGGGCACAGAAGCUGGACCAGCUUCUAGACAAUCCGAUACUCCAGGGCCUGUUGCGACAAGUAAGUCCUCUUCGCUGGGAAGUUUCUAUCACCUUCCUUCGUACCUCAAGUUGCAUGACGUUCUGAAAGCAACUCACGCCAACUACAAGGUCACCUUGGAUCUCCAGAACAGCACGGAGAAGUUUGGUGGGUUUCUGCGCUCUGCCUUGGAUGUUCUUUCACAGAUUCUGGAGCUGGCAACCCUGCAAGACAUCGGGAAGUGUGUGGAAGAGAUCCUCGGAUACCUGAAGUCCUGCUUCAGCCGUGAGCCAACAAUGGCCACAGUCUGUGUGCAGCAGCUGCUGAAGACGCUCUUUGGGACAAACUUGGCAUCACAGUUCGACGGCUUGUCCUCCAACCCCAGCAAGUGUCAAGGCCGUGCCCAGCGCCUCGGCUCCUCCAGCCUACGGCCGGGCCUGUACCAUUACUGCUUCAUGGCGCCCUACACCCACUUCACCCAGGCCCUGGCGGAUGCCAGUCUGAGGAACAUGGUGCAGGCGGAGCAGGAGCAGGACACCUCGGGAUGGUUUGACGUACUCCAGAAAGUGUCUUCCCAGUUGAAAACCAACCUCACGGGCGUCACCAAGAACCGCGCAGACAAGAACGCCAUCCACAGCCACAUCCGCUUGUUCGAGCCGCUUGUCAUAAAAGCUCUGAAGCAGUACACGACGACGACGUCUGUGCAGCUGCAGAGGCAGGUUCUGGGCCUGCUGGCGCAGCUCGUUCAGCUGCGGGUGAACUACUGUCUCCUGGACUCAGACCAGGUGUUUAUCGGAUUUGUGCUAAAGCAGUUUGAGUACAUUGAAGUGGGCCAGUUCAGGGAGUCGGAGGCAAUUAUCCCGAACAUCUUUUUCUUCUUGGUGCUGCUGUCGUAUGAGCGCUACCACUCGAAGCAGAUCAUCAGCAUUCCUAAGAUCAUUCAGCUCUGUGACGGCAUCAUGGCCAGCGGGAGGAAGGCCGUCUCCCAUGCCAUCCCGGCCCUGCAGCCCAUUGUGCACGACCUCUUUGUGCUGAGAGGGGCCAACAAAGCCGACGCGGGAAAGGAGCUGGAGACGCAGAAGGAGGUGGUGGUGUCCAUGCUGCUGCGCCUUAUCCAACACCACCAGGUGCUGGAGAUGGUGAUCCUCGUCCUGCAGCAGUGCCACAAGGAGAACGAGGACAAGUGGAAGCGGCUGUCUCGGCAGAUAGCAGACGUGGUCCUGCCCAUGCUGGCCAAGCAGCAGAUGCACAUCGAUUCUCACGAAGCCCUUGGAGUGCUAAACACUUUGUUUGAAAUCCUGGCCCCCUCGUCCCUCCGUCCUGUGGACAUGCUCUUACGAAGCAUGUUCGUUACUCCGAGUACAAUGGCUUCCGUGAGCACCGUUCAGCUGUGGGUAUCGGGCAUCCUCGCCAUUUUGCGGGUCCUUAUUUCCCAGUCGACCGAGGACAUCGUCCUGUCCCGCGUUCAGGAGCUCUCCUUCUCCGCGAGUUUAGUCUCCUGUCCGGUGAUUAGCAGGCUCAGAGGAGGGGGUGGUGACCCAGCACCGGAAGAGCACAGUGAAGGGGCACACACGAAGAACCCGCCAGAAGAGACGUUUGCCAGGUUCCUGCUGCAGCUUGUCGGCAUUCUCCUCGAGGACAUCGUCACGAAGCAGCUGCGGGUGGAAAUGAGUGAGCAGCAGCACACCUUCUACAGCCAGGAGCUGGGCACACUGCUCAUGUGUCUGAUCCACAUCUUCAAGUCUGGAAUGUUCCGGAGGAUCACAGCAGCCGCCACGAGACUGCUCACCAGUGAUGACUCUGCUGGCAGCUUCUACACCCUCGAGGGCCUGAACACGUGGGUCCGCGCCAUGAUCCCCACCCACCCGUCCCUCGUACUGCUCUGGUGCCAGAUCCUGCUCUUGGUCAACUACACCGACUACCACUGGUGGGCCGAGGUGCAACAGACCCCCAAAGUUGUGUUCUGGCCGUGCCAGGUUCGCUCAGGGAUGCGCACAACCACGACCAGCCCCACCUGCGUCCUUUCUGCUGUGUCUCUGAAAGCCCAAGCCUGUGCUGGGAGAGGGGACUCUGCAUCACUGAGCCCCUCUCCUCCUGUCACUUCCCACCCGCUGGACGGGGACGGGCACAUAGCCUUGGAAACAGUGAACCCAGACAAAGACUGGUACAUACGUCUUGUCAAGUCCCAGUGUUGGACCAGGUCGGACUCCGCGCUGCUGGAAGGCGCAGAGCUGGUGCAUCGCAUCCCUCCCGACGAGCUGGGCACAUUCAUGAUGAACCCGGAGUUCAACCCAAGCCUAUUGGCCCCCUGCCUGAGCCUCGGCGCAAGUGAGGUUUCCGGAGGCCACAGGAGCCACCUCUUCGAGACGGCCCGCUCGGUGACCCUGGACCGGAUGACCAGCAUUGUUCAGCAGCUCCCUGCCAGCCACCAAGUGUUGCAGCCAUUCCUGCCCGCUGAGUCCUCGGCCUACUGGAGCAAGCUGAACGACCUGUUUGGGGACGCCACGCUGUACCAGUCGCUGACCACACUGGCCCGGGCCUUGGCGCAGUACCUGGUGGUACUCCCCAGAGUGCCCGGCCAUCUGCACCUCCCCCCUGAGAAGGAGCGGGACACUGUCAAGUUUGUGGUGAUGACACUCGAGGCCCUGGCGUGGCAUUUAACCCACAAGCAGAUGCCGCUGAGCCUGGACCUGCAGGCCGGCCUGGACUGCUGCUGCCUGGCACUGCAGCGGCCGGGCCUCUGGCUCCUGGUCUCGUCCUCGGAGUUCGUGAGCCACGCCUGCUCCCUCAUCCACUGUGUGCGCUUCAUCCUCGAGGCCGUUGCAGUGCAGCCUGGGGACCAGCUUCUUAGCCCAGAGAGGAAGACAAAUGCUCCGAAGGCCAUCAGAGAGAAUGGAGUGGACUCAAACACCCCACAGGCUCAGUGGGUCACCGCAGCCUGUGAGAUGGUGGCGGAGAUGGUGGAGGCCCUGCAGUCGGUGCUGGCCCCGGGCCACAGGCAGAGCAGCAACACGCCCGCCUUCCUCACACCCGUGCUCAGGAACGUCGUGAUCAGCCUGGCCCGCCUGCCCCUCGUCAACAGCUACACGCGGGUCCCACCCCUGGUGUGGAAGCUCGGAUGGUCACCCAAACCCGGAGGGGACUUUGGCACCGUGCUCCCGGAGAUCCCUGUCGAGUUCCUUCAGGAAAAAGAAGUCUUCAAAGAGUUCAUCUACCGAAUCAACACACUAGGGUGGACCAGCCGUACCCAGUUUGAGGAAACAUGGGCCACCCUCCUUGGUGUCCUGGUGACGCAGCCCCUCGUGAUGGAGCAAGAAGAGAGCCAACCUGAAGAAGACACAGAGAGGACGCAGAUCAACGUCCUGGCAGUGCAGGCCAUCACCUCCUUGGUGCUGAGUGCCAUGACUGUUCCCGUGGCUGGCAACCCUGCCGUGAGCUGCUUGGAGCAACAGCCCCGGAACAAGCCGCUGAAAGCUCUGGACACCAGGUUUGGGAGGAAGUUGAGUGUCAUCAGAGGAAUUGUAGAGCAGGAAGUUCAGGCAAUGGUUUCCAGGAGAGAAAAUAUUGCCACUCAUCACCCGUACCAAGCAUGGGACCCUGUCCCUUCUCUGUCCCCAGCUACGACAGGCGUCCUCAUCAGCCCCGACAAGCUGCUACUCCGGACCAACCCCGAGCGGGAGCUGGGGAGCAUGGGCUACAAGCUCGGCCAGGUUUCGAUACAUUCUGUGUGGCUGGGAAAUAACAUCACACCCCUGCGAGAAGAGGAGUGGGACGAGGAGGAAGAGGAGGAGGCCGAUGUCCCCGCACCUCCCUCACCACCCACGUCACCUGUCAACUCCAGGAAACACCGAGCGGGAGUGGACAUCCAUUCCUGCUCACAGUUCCUGCUAGAACUGUACAGCCGCUGGGUCUUGCCAUCCAGCUCAGCCCGGAGGACGCCUGUCAUUCUGAUCAGCGAAGUGGUUCGGUCGCUUCUCGUGGUCUCAGACUUGUUCACCGAGCGCAGCCAGUUUGAGAUGAUGUAUGCGACGCUGACGGAGCUGCGGAAGGUGCACCCUUCGGAGGAUGAGAUCCUCGUUCAGUACCUGGUGCCGGCCAUGUGCAAAGCAGCCGCCGUCCUGGGCAUGGACAAGGCCGUGGCCGAGCCCGUCGGCCGCCUGCUGGAGAGCGCGCUCCGGAGCGGCCACCUGCCCAGCCGCGUGGGGGCCCUGCACGGUGUGCUCUACGUGCUUGAGUGUGACCUGCUGGACGACACCGCCAAGCAGCUCAUCCCUGUCGUCAGCGACUACCUGCUCUCCAACCUCAAGUCGGUCGCCCACUGCGUGAACGUCCACAGCCAGCAGCACGUCCUGCUCAUGUGUGCCACCGCCUUCUACCUGAUGGAGAACUACCCGCUGGACGUGGGGCUCGAGUUUUCUGCCUCCAUCAUCCAGAUGUGUGGCGUGGUGCUGUCGGGCACCGAGGAGUCCACCCCGUCCGCCGUGUUCCACUGCGUCCUGCGGGGCCUGGAGCGCCUCCUCCUCUCGGAGCAGCUCUCGCGGCUGGACGCCGAGUCCUUGGUCAAGCUGAGUGUUGACCGUGUCAAUGUGCACAGCCCGCACCGCGCCAUGGCCGCCCUGGGCCUUAUGCUCACCUGCAUGUACACAGGGAAGGAGAAAAUCAGUCCGGGGAGGACGACAGACCCCAACCCCGCCACCCCGGACAGCGAGUCGGUGAUUGUCGCGAUGGAGCGGGUGUCCGUCCUCUUCGACAGGAUCCGCAAGGGGCUUCCCUGUGAAGCCCGGGUGGUGGCCCGGAUCCUCCCACAGUUCCUGGAUGACUUCUUCCCAGCCCAGGACGUCAUGAACAAGGUCAUUGGGGAAUUCCUGUCCAACCAACAGCCAUACCCCCAGUUUAUGGCCACCGUUGUGUACAAGGUGUUCCAGACGCUGCACAGCGCGGGGCAGUCGUCCACGGUCCGGGACUGGGUGAUGCUCUCUCUCUCCAACUUCACGCAGCGCACGCCAGCGGCCAUGGCCGUGUGGAGCCUCUCCUGCUUCUUCAUCAGCGCCUCCACCAGCCCCUGGGUGUCGGCGAUUCUCCCGCACGUCGCCAGCAGGAUGGGCAGGCUGGAGCUGGUGGACGUGAACCUGUUCUGCCUCGUCGCCACGGACUUCUACCGCCACCAGAUCGAGGGGGAGCUUGACCGCAGGGCCUUCCAGUCUGUGUUUGAGGCGGUGGCGGCCCCGGGAAGCCCCUACCACCGGCUGCUGACGUGCUUGAGAAACGUCCACCAGGGCGCUGCGGGCUGA